Molecule: messenger RNA, 5227 nt
Organism: Magallana angulata
Lineage: Eukaryota; Metazoa; Mollusca; Bivalvia; Ostreida; Ostreidae
Product: N-alpha-acetyltransferase 60-like
Exons: 6
Coding region: 273-968 (231 amino acids)
Biological process (GO): N-terminal peptidyl-methionine acetylation
Cellular component (GO): Golgi membrane
Molecular function (GO): histone acetyltransferase activity; protein-N-terminal amino-acid acetyltransferase activity
Source: RefSeq, a predicted model, not a curated record
GCAGACGAAGGAAAUUGUUUACAGAGAAAAAGUCCUUCUGCAAUGUUUUGUUGUCAGUUAGAUCAUGUUUUCCGUUGAGUUGGCGUUAUAAAGACGUCAUUAUUUAGGAUUGCAGUUUUAGAUAGGAUAUUAGGUAUUUCUAUACAAAUGGGAAGAUGAAAUCAAAGCAUCAUUGACAGCAAUAUGAAACAACCUUAUUUCAUCGAGUGACCAUGUGAUGUGAUUUGGCCUCCUCAGUCACCAUAGGUAAUGAACAAAUUGUGGAAGUGGACAUGAACCAACCCAUGUCCUUUGGUGUCCAGCGUGAGGUUCAGUUCCGCUUCCUCUGUCCCAAUGACAUUGAUGAAGUCAAAAGACUGUGUACAGAAUGGUUUCCUAUAGAGUACCCUGACACCUGGUACCAGGAGAUAACUUCUAACCCCAAGUUUUACUCGCUGGCAGCCACAUACCAUUCCAGGAUUAUAGGGAUUAUUGUGGUGGAGGUCAAACAGCUGGCCAACACCAACAAAGAGGAUGCAGACAUUCUGGCUUCCUAUAACUCCUCAACUUGUCAGGUGGCCUACAUUCUGAGUCUGGGUGUAGUGGUGGACUACCGGAAACAUGGAAUAGCCUCGUUACUGUUGGAUAGCUUGAUCUCAUACCUCACUGCCAAGGACCGCUACAACUGUAAGGCCAUCUAUCUCCAUGUCCUGGCCACAAACUGUGUGGCCAUUAAGUUCUACGAGAGGAGGCGAUUCAAGGUUCACAGUUUCCUCCCCUACUACUACUCGAUACAAGGAAAGCCCCGGGAUGGAUACCUCUAUGUCUUGUACAUUAAUGGCGGCAAGCCCCCAUGGUCCACUUUUGAUUAUAUCAUGAACAUGGGAGAGAUUCUAAUGAAGCUACAACCUUGUGCCCUACCAAGGCAGAUCAUACGGAGCGUACGUGGAUGGUUUUGUCGUCUUCUGGCUGGGGCCACCUCUGACUAGUCAUCAUUCCAUUUCCUACUGGGGAGCAUCUCAAAAGAAUGUGUUUUUAUCAGGGAGCAUCUCAAAAGUAUUCUAUGGAUAUGUAUAAGAAUAUAUAUCUAGUACCAUGGUCUUUCUUCCAUUAUCCAUAAAUGUAUUUCUCAAAGUGUAACUUCAAAACUUUAUGAUUUUAUUUAUUUAUGUGAGAUAUGUGUCAGGAAUAUUGCAGGAUUUAUAAAGAUUAGUUUUAUGUGUAAAAGUUCAAAAUAAAACCACUGUAUUCUAACAUACAGAUCUUAGGUAGUAAUAUUUACCAGUAUAUGUAUUUGAUAGGUGAUCAUACGAUUUUAAAUAUGCACACCAAGAUGUGAUGGAAAAUUAUUAGUUUUACUGAAAUCAUUUUUACUCUGUAAUACAAAAUGGAAUUCUACAAAAAAAAAAAAAUCAUUGCUUAUCAAGUUGGCAAGUCGGAGUAUUUCGAAAAUUUCUUCUUCUUUUUUUGAUAAUAAUUCAAAUAAGAUAAUUCUCCUGAUGUCAUGUUACCAAUAGUGGUAUUUAUUUUUGCUCUCUCUCUCUCUCUCUCUCUCUCUCUCUCUCUCUCUCUCUCUCUCUCGUCGUCCUUACAAAAUUACAUCAUCACUGUUGUAUACAAGUUAAUUGUGUGCAUUGAUGACGAUAGAUAGUGCUUUAAGUUAUGUAAGUACACAUUUUAAACAAUCUUAAUUUUUCAUUUUGAUUAUUUGAUGAAGUUUUGCAUGUGUAUUAAGCAAAACAAACUUCUUAAUUAGUGUGUGUAUGGUUUGUAUGAAAUUUGUGAAUGUGUUAAUAUAACAUUUUAUUAUAGCAAAGAAUUUCAUUUUUUUAAGGGUUUUUAAAUUACUGCCUACUGAAUAUUCAUAUAUAUUGACACAUAUUGACACUGAACAUUCAUCAUAUUGACACAUGGCAUUAUUUACAUGUAAAAAAAAAUCACACAUACAGGCACUCCUAAUUGUAAUUUCCUCUCUGAUACCCUGUGUAGUAGUUUUAAUGUCCAUUCUAACUCAAAGGAAAUGAAGAAAAAAAUUUAAAGAAAAUAAUUCAUGCCACAAGUCCUUAACAUUCCACAUAAUUUAUCACUGUCAAAUUGAAGUCUGUUUUAAAUUAGAUUGAGAUGAUUGAGGCACUUUUAUAUCAGUAAGAAGAUUUUAAACAAUCCUGUUGAGGAUAUCAGUACAAAAUGCUCUUUUGAUCAUGUAUCAUUUCUUCAAAAAUUCCACCCAUUUUUUAUAUUUUUGAAACACAGAACAACUAAAAACCCACUGAAACAAAACCAAAGGGUUCCCUUUUCCAAACAUGCCCAUGGUGCAUUUUUUGUGUGUCAUGAAUGGAAAUUAAUUUUAUUUACUUUGAAUAUUUCUAUCUUUGAAAAGAGACUGAUUCUUCAUGCCUGUGCAAUUUUCUUUGGUCAGAGUGCAUGAAUUUAACAUAGAUGUAAACUACUUUAAAAUGAGAAAUACUUUUAUAUCCAUUUUCGAAACUCAGUAUCGAUCACCAACAACAUCAUUUUUUAUGUAAAACUUUGGGACAUCUACACUUAAGACACAUACCGGUACUUACGAAUGAGCAACUGGAUGAAUGUAUUGUCUGCAAUGUAAUAGACUGUAUGAUUGUGUUGCUUUUGAUUGACUCUAUUAUGAGUGUAUGAAAAGAAUGAUCUCAUUAAGGUUCAUUAGACAGUUAGCAGGGUAUAACUUUGUUUGUUUCCUGGCGUACUUAUUUACUGAUAAGUAUGAUCCCAAUUUUACUUACUGAACAUUUAGCCUUCUUUAGAGAAAAGUGUUAAACUUUUUAUUUUAGCUUUCUUAACUUUAUAUUUAUUCCUUUUUUACAUUUACAUACACUUUUAAGUUAUUUUUUGUAGAGGAAUGUAAAACUUUUCAGAUUCAAUACAUGUACUGCAAUUGCAUUGAAUAUAUCGCCAUAAAUUCAGUAUGUUGAUGAGAUCCUGUAGAGUUUUUUUGUCCUAAAAUGAUUUCAAUUUGUGACAUGAAAAUUUAUGUCAUAUUUCAUGUAUCAAUUUAAUGCAUAAUAGAUUUCUUGAUGAACAAAUGUAUAAAGAUUGAACCCCAAACCAAAGUCCUCUGUCAGAACAAUUCAUAUCUUCUUCUCUUGAAAAUGUUCCUGAGUCAAAAUUUUUGUUUUGAUGAAGAUGAAGGUCAUGAUAUUUUGAAAGUUCGUUGCUGUUUAAGACUAGUACUUGUAAAUAAAUUUCAUACACUGUUAGACCAGUAGGAUUUCGGAUUACAUGUAUAGGAGUCUUGACUCAGCUGGCUUAGUUCAAGGUUAUGAAAUUAAGAUUGUACAAAUCGUGUUUCAUGCUUUUGGUCUACAGAUAGCAUGAGCAUGACUUAGUUAUUACAUGUACAAGCAUUUGAAAAAAAUGUGUGAUUUAACAGUGGAAUCUUAUUUUAUUUGUAUACCGGUAAUUUAUGUUUACAGCAUUCCUUAAAAUCACAAAAUUUCCAUUUUCAAUUGUUCCAUUGAAAGAGAGAUGAUUGAUUUAAAUUGUAUCAAACUGGGGUUGAAUUUAGCUCAAUUUUGAAAAAGAAAAAAAAAAUAAUAAUAAUUUUACAUACCAACCUGUAGGUUAGUUCUGAAUUAGGAGUAGACAAACAGUUCUUUAAAAAUUGUAAAUUUUAUCAUUUUAUUGAUUUUUUUUUUAAGGAAAACAUCAAUAGUGUAGAAAUAAGGACAUUUUCAUAUCCAUUCCAUGGCAUUUUCAUCACAUGUAAAACUAAUAUACAUGUAGCCUCUCAACUCUUGAUCCUCUUCAUGUCACUAUCCUACUAAAUUGUCACAUCUACAACAUCUUACAUGUAUAUGUCAUGGUAUUACAUUAUGUGUAUAAUAUUAUAAUGUUGAUCACAACGCCUGAUAACUCACCGUACCAUCUCUGUGAUAUAUAACGUGUUAUCACACAUAAAGCUGAAAUCCAACUUCACAUGACUGUAUUAUGGCUAGAAAAAAAAACAACUGUGUGCCAUGAAUCAGAAAAUAUCAAUGUGUCUACAAAUGUUGUUUAGGUUUCAAGUGCUAACUGACAACACCAAUAAGUUGCAUUUCGUCUGUGAUAGUGCUGAACACCUGUUUGUAUUGUACACCAAGAUUUUCUCUGUCCUGUACUCUUAAAAUUUUGAUUUUUGUUCAUCCUUAAGUUGUAAAUCCAUAUUAUCUGUAUGAUACCGAUUAGUACCAAGUACAUGUAUGUAUAUGCCAGUUCAGAAAAAAAUUAUUAUAAUUAUGGUACAUGUAAAUUGAUGUAAUAAUGACGUUUGGAUUUUUUUAUUUUAGUUUUCUCUGUUUAAAUGUAAAUUGUCUUUUCUUUUAGUAAAUUAAAUUUCCAUGACAUAAUGUCAAACUUAAUUAUUUCUAUUUUUUUGACAUUACAAAUAUAUGCAAAAAACACAAAGGCAUCCUGAAUAUAUUGGUUUUAACUAAUAUUUAAAUGAGGGAUCUAUAUGAUUAAAAAUAAAAUUCAAUAAAAUGAAUGGAAAAAAAAUUUGUACAGUAUUAAUUAAUAUCUAUCUAAGUUUCUAUGUAUAUGAAAACUGCUAUUAUAUUUUUCAUGUGUUGACCAUUUAUAAGUCUAAGAAUUGGUAUAAAAAAGUGCAUACAUGUAUUAACGUCUGUGUCGUACCAUCAAUUCAUUAGCUGCAAUCUAUUCUGAAACACAGAGUUACAUGUACUGGUACAUUACAAACUUGAUGUGUGUGUACAAUGUAGUGUCAAAAUCACCAAGCACCUUACCUUGAUUUCAUUGACUUUAUACUUACAUAUAAUACGUCCUAAUUACUGCCCGUGCACCUAAUGCAAUUGAAUUUAUCAGGUGUAACCUUGCUCUUUCUUCUAAUGUUACAAUGCUUAAGUCAUGAAUUUUUAUCUUAAAUCAAUCUAGAACACAAGCAAUAUAAAAACUGGUAAAAUGUGAUUGGAUUUGCCACAUCUAUUAUUACUCAAGAAUUAUCCAAAACCUUGAAUUUUAUUUGACUGGACCGUGUUCUUUUGAUGUUUUUUUUAAAACAGAGUAACAAGUUAACCUGUUCCAGUAACAAGGGCAGUGAUUGGGACUGAUUGGUUGCUGUUAAUGUUUGUAUACAGAGUGUCCAUUGAUUUGUGAGGUUCUAUUCCUUGUUAUCUACACAUUGUAUGAUUUGUUAAUGUCUUUGUGUUAUUGUUUUGGAGUCUAGCAUUCAUUACCAUAUUAUUGAUGAAAUAAAAGAAUCGAAAUUAUCAGAAAA